AAUGAGUUGGUCUUUGAAUACAACAAAUUGCUGGAUGAACAAAUAGCCAAACUUAAUGCCGAAUUUCCUGAUGCUCAGAUGGUGUUCUGUGAUGUAUACAGUGGAAUGAUGGAGAUUAUCAAUAAACCAUGGCUUUAUGGUAAAUUUUUUUUCUCUAUAUAACUUCACCUAUAGGUUAUAUAGAAUGGCAGAAUAAGCAAACACAGUGAGUUUGAAAACACGUCGAAAAAACUGCAAAUGUGAAUUCAAUGCAUAAGCUGAAGUAAACGUGAAUCCGUAACCAUGUAAACAUGAAACCAAAUACACUCAUAAUACGAGUCCAAAAUCAAUUAUUGGGAAAGUCAGGCUAAUAGAACUGAGAGUUUCCUAUGCUGAAUGUUGGGUAUGUUCAAGCAUUUGAAAUUAACAAGCAGCCAUGUGAAUAAAUUAAUCAAGUGUUUCUUUCAUUGUACAGGUUUUGAAGACGCAAAGAGGGCAUGUUGCGGACUUGGUCUGAAUGGUGCAAUGAUAGGGUGUGUUUCCAUGGACAUGGCCUGUGAUCAAGCUUCAACCCAUAUUUGGUGGGAUUUAUACAACCCUUCACAAGCAGUCAACUCCAUCCUUGCUGAUGCAGCCUGGUCUGGCCAACCAAUCCCUAAUCUUUGCCGUCCUAUCACCAUCCAUGAAUUAGUGAACAUGGAAAUCUAGCAAUUUUACCUUUGCAGUUACAAAACUACACAAAAACUCACUCAUAAAGAAAAGUUUCAGAACAAUUUGGAGUUGAACAUUUUUAUAAAGCCAUAGGCUAACCCCACUGCCAGGUUUUGAUUUGAAAACCAUUUCUUUAUUAUAAUCCAACAGCACAAAACGGGUUUUGGUGCUGACAACAUUUGUCUUUGUCCGCUGAAUUCGAUUUAAAGUAUGCAUUAACAAUACUAAACAAACAAGAACUUGAAAAAGAUACCAACUGUUCAACUUUAGUAAAGAAAAUGUAAAAAAUUAUUACACCCACGCUCAAAUUGGAGAAAAACCCUAAAUCACAGACACUAACCUAAAAUCCUAAGACACCAAAACACUUCAUUCUUCACCAUUCUCAAUGGCUGCAAAAAUUGGAACUUGUUUCUAUUUACCUUCAUUUUCCACUCCAACCCCAAAACCCAAAUCCAACUUUCACUCCCUCACCAUCACAGCCUCCAAAUCCACUCGCCCAUCCUUCACCGGCCGCAAGCUUCGGGCGGCAGUAAUCGGAGGCGGCCCCGCCGGAUCCUCCGCGGCGGAGGCCCUAGCCUCCGGCGGCGUGGAGACCUUCCUAUUUGAGCGUAACCCGCCGUCGGUCGCGAAGCCAUGCGGCGGUGCCAUUCCCCUCUGCAUGCUCGAAGAGUUUAACAUCCCUCACCACCUCAUCGACCGCCACGUCACGCACAUGCGCAUCUUCUCCCCUUCCAACAUCGCCGUCGACUUCGGCAAAACCCUACACCCUCACGAAUUCAUCGCCAUGCUCCGCCGUGAGGUCCUCGAUUCCUUCCUCCGCUCCCGCGCCCAGUCCGCGGGCGCCACCGCCGUCUCCGGCCUCGUCACUAGCCUCGACCUUCCCGCCACAACAAACGCACCCUAUACCGUCCACUACACGACCAACGGCUCCUCCAGGCGCUCCCUCGCCGUAGACGUCGUGAUCGGCGCGGACGGCGCCAACAGCCGCGUCGCGAAAUCGAUCGGCGCCGGCGACUACACCUGCGCCAUCGCGUUCCAGGAGCGUAUCAAAUUACCGGACGAGAAAAUGGCGUAUUACGAAAAUCUCGCGGAGAUGUACGUAGGUGAAGACGUAUCCCCAGAUUUCUACGCGUGGGUUUUCCCCAAGUGUGACCACGUGGCAGUUGGGACGGGUACGGUGCGGUGCAAGCAGGAUAUUAAGUUGUACCAGCGCGCUAUCAGAGAAAGAGUGAGGCCGAAGAUCAACGGUGGAAAAGUGAUUAAAAUUGAGGCCCACCCGAUUCCGGAGCACCCGCGUCGGGUUCGGGUCAGAGGACGCGUGGCACUCGUAGGGGACGCUGCAGGGUACGUUACCAAGUGUUCGGGUGAGGGUAUUUAUUUUGCAGCGAAAUCGGGUCGUAUGUGCGGAAACGCUGUCGUAAAGGCUUCGGAGGGUGGUGCGAUGAUGAUCGACGAGUGUGAUCUUAGGAGGGAGUACCUUAAACCGUGGGAUGCGGAGUAUGUUAGCACUUUUAGAUUUUUGGAUCUUUUGCAGAGGGUUUUCUACGGUAGUAACGCGUCCAGGGAGGCUUUGGUGGAGCUCUGUGGGGAUGAGUACGUCCAACGCAUGACUUUUCAGAGCUAUUUGUAUAAGAAGUUGGCGCGUGGGCGAGCGUGUGAUGAUGCUAAGCUUUUCCUUAAUACCAUUGGGAGCUUUAUCAGGUCCAAGGUUGUGGCAACCCAUAUGCACACUUUGGUGCUUUAGAUACAUACCAUUAUGCAAUUCUUAAUCAGCAUUUCUGUUUUACAAUGAUCAAUGAACUAUCAUGAGUCCU
Molecule: messenger RNA, 2504 nt
Organism: Abrus precatorius (Indian licorice)
Lineage: Eukaryota; Viridiplantae; Streptophyta; Magnoliopsida; Fabales; Fabaceae
Product: geranylgeranyl diphosphate reductase, chloroplastic-like
Exons: 1
Coding region: 1076-2434 (452 amino acids)
Biological process (GO): photosynthesis; chlorophyll biosynthetic process
Cellular component (GO): chloroplast thylakoid membrane
Molecular function (GO): oxidoreductase activity, acting on the CH-CH group of donors, NAD or NADP as acceptor; FAD binding
Source: RefSeq, a predicted model, not a curated record